This is a messenger RNA of Chanos chanos (milkfish), 270 nucleotides long. RefSeq names its product otospiralin 2 (gene otos2). Gene Ontology annotation, biological process: sensory perception of sound. The coding region runs from base 1 to 270 and encodes 89 amino acids. NCBI's taxonomy places the organism in Eukaryota, Metazoa, Chordata, Actinopteri, Gonorynchiformes, Chanidae. The transcript is spliced from 3 exons. The record is from RefSeq and is a predicted model, not a curated record.
AUGACUCGCCUUUGCUUCUCGAUGGUAUUGCUAAGUACUCUCCUGCUCGGACUCGUCAGUUUUACAGGUGCUGAAGAGAGAGAAGCGGAGGGCCGUGAGACACGUAGCGUACCAAACUGGGCUCUGACUUCGUCCGAUUUUUUCGCUUGGGUUGAGGAGCUGCGUUCGCACGCCGGCUACGAUAAAAUCGAGGAGCUCGCCCGAACCUUCUGGGCUCAUUUCCCGUCCGCCAGUCGCCUUGGAUACGACCCCCCGGCCCCCGAGGAGUGA